This is a messenger RNA of Schistosoma spindalis, 1203 nucleotides long. The record is from the annotation of a GenBank genome assembly. NCBI's taxonomy places the organism in Eukaryota, Metazoa, Platyhelminthes, Trematoda, Strigeidida, Schistosomatidae.
CUGAUAUGUACCUUAAUUAAACAAAUAUUUUACAUAGAAUUAGUGCAGACAACACACAAUUUAUUCUAUUUUGCGCUUGUUUAAAAAUGUUUGUGUUUUUAGGUUGUCUAGUUCUCUUCUGUCCUCAUUGUUACAUGUGUUAUUUAUAUAAUAAAGAAGGGGAAUCAUGCUGGAUUCCAUUCUGUGGUGCAGGCAUUUUACCAUUACGUGUUAAACAUCGUGUUAUGAACAAAAUAAUGGGUACUCUAAUGAACGAUGUUUGUACUACAUGCUUUUGUGGACAAUUAGCUAUAUGUCAAUUAAAACGUGAUAUAGAUUAUGCAAAAUCUACAAGAAUGGAAAUCUAAAUGUAUUACAUAUAUACAGAGAGAGAGAGAGAAGUAUAGUCAGGUUUUUCUUGUAAACAUCGAAAAACUAUUCUGCUGAUUAUUUUUUAAAUGUUCAAUUUUACAUUUUGAAAUGUUCACUCGUUUUUUUUCAAAAAUAAUUUUUUUUUAGAAAAAAUCAUAGAAAUUUAACACUUAAACAGAUUAUUAUAUUAGAAUGAAUGAUUCGAAUGCAAUUUUCCAAUGAAAACAAACAAACAGACUUGUUUGUAUUGAACUGCUCUUUUUUAUUGGGUUUAUAAAGAUAAAACAAAACAAAAGAAACAAGAGAUAGCUUUCAUUUAGAAUGAAUGAAAAAUUACUGGGUUUUUUUUUUAUUUAUUUCAAAAUAUCACUGUUUGAAUUAACCAGUGUUUUUGAUUAUUGUCCCACAAUCAAUUUGUAGAAACUUGAGCGCUGUUGUUUUAUUAGUGUUUUUUUAAAAUAAAUGUUUUAAGUACGUAGCUGACUGUUAUAUUAAACUUUUAAGAGAUUAUUAUAAAAAAGUCUGUUAAAAUUCCAAUGAUUACGUAAAUUACAUGAAAAGAAAGGGGUUGUAGCGUGGAGUCGAGUCGCGCUUGACUAUGAACACCACUACAAGAAGACUACGUGCCAAUUAACCAAAAAGAUCCCCGUAGGCCAAUAUCAGAAGGCAGAUUAUGGCUGUAGUCGAGACGUAUUUGUUGGCGAUCUCGUGGUAUCGAAAGGAUACCGAGAUCGUGCCAAAUGAGUAAAAGCGUGGUUACUAAGCGUAACCGAAUUCGUACAAGUUUAAAGUCAACGGGAGAGUAAGUGUAAUGGCUGUCAUUAGCAUAGUUAAACAAACGAGCACAGUAAA